Messenger RNA from Elgaria multicarinata webbii, 564 nucleotides. Its product is annotated as vitelline membrane outer layer protein 1-like. The coding region runs from base 4 to 564 and encodes 186 amino acids. The record is from RefSeq and is a predicted model, not a curated record. NCBI's taxonomy places the organism in Eukaryota, Metazoa, Chordata, Lepidosauria, Squamata, Anguidae. The transcript has 3 exons.
CCCAUGGACCUCUCCACCAGCACCAUGCUCUUCUUGAUCCUCUCCUGCUGUCUCUGGGAUGCAGAAGCCAGAAGUUAUAAUUCUGUCCUCACUGUGCCCAAUGGAGGACCAUGGGGUUCUUGGGGAAACAUCCAGGUUUGUCCCAAUGGAUAUGCUUAUGGGUUCUCACUGAAGGUAGAGCCACAUCAAUCAAUGGGGGAUAAUACAGCCCUGAAUGGAAUCCGCCUGCACUGUACUGAUGGGACAGCAAUUGAGUCUACAGUUAGUCCGUGGGGAAGAUGGACGGGGAUUCAGUCUUGCCCCCAAGGCCACCUGGACUCUUUCUCUCUGAGAGUGGAAAGACCAAAAGGCUUAAGUGAUGAUACAGCAGCCAACAACAUCGCAUUCACCUGUGAUGAUGGAACUCAACUCACGGGCCUCGGAAAUCACUGGGGUAAUUUUGGCGCAUGGAGCCAACAUUGCCCUUCUGGCGCCAUCUGUGGGAUCCAGACCAAAGUGGAGUCUCGCCAAGGGUGGAAGGAUGACACAGCACUUAAUGAUGUGAAGUUCUUCUGCUGUAGCUGA